UUCGUAAAAGUCGUUUCUCCUUCCUUUCUCUCUCUCUCUCUCUCUCUCUCUCUCUCUCUCUCUCUCUCUUUUCUCGUAAAGCUUCACUGCUUCACGCAAUGACUCUAUCCUUCAAAUUCAAUCCUCCUCAUCCUUCGCUGCUCAUAUCUUCCCGCUUCAUCCUCGUUCCCAUACCAGACGCUACAGUUCUCCGGCGCCGGCGUAAUUUUCAAAAUCCACUCCGGUAGAUUACGCUUAGAUUUAUCGCCGAACCCUUGGAAUUUGGGGGAAUCUGGUCUGCGUCGGUGAAGGAUCGAUGGAGAAAUCUAGUAAAUGUGCUGUUUGCCACAAUUCGUUUCGUGCAUCCAUCUGCGUAGCUUGUGUUAAUCGCAGCUUAAAGGAAUACAAAGUUACGUUGGACUCGUUGAAGAGCCGUCAGGAGGUUUCAUAUUUGAGACUAAGUGGCUUGCUUGUCGCAAAGGAGAAAGCAAUCAGUCAACAUUGUUGGAUUGAUCUUCAGAAUGAGAAGCUUGCUAGGUUGCGGGAGAAGCUCCAACUUCAAGUGGAGAAAUUGCAGCAAAGCAAACACACAUUUCGGAGUCUAUCUCUCAAUCUGAAAGAGAGAUAUGGCAUUAUCGAAUCAACUAACGUUGCUUUGGAGAAGACCCGUGUUCGUCAAUUGGAGAACCACUAUUCGGAUACUAUUGGCAAUCACUACUUGGUAUAUAUCGACCUUACUUCAGAACGCCUCUAUAAACAGGCUUUGGUUAUGAGACAGAUAUGCAAAUUAUUCCCAUUAUCCAAGGUGAAACUAGAGGGGCAGAACAAAGAUGGGUGUAGUGGACAGUAUGAUCAAAUCUGCAAUGCUCUCUUACCACAAGGUCUCAACCCACUCUCUGUUCCGCCAAAAGAGCUCGCAGCCUCUUUAGGGUACAUGGUUCAGCUUCUGAAUCUUGUUGUCCAUAAGAUCUCAGCGCCUGCACUCCACAACUUGGGUUUCGGGGGUUCUUGUUCACGAAUAUGGCAACGAGAUUCUUAUUGGAACGCUCAUCCUUCUUCUCCAAGCAAUGAGUAUCCCCUGUUUGUACCAUCCCAUGAUUACUACUCAUUCGAAGGGAAAAGUUCAUGGACGGGUCGAGAUACAACAAAUUUUGGUGUCACUUCAUUGAAAUCAGAUGGAAGUGUAGAAGAUGACUAUCAUGACCUUGAACUUGACGUUGUUAGUCUUUCUUCUGCCUCUCCUCAUUCUGUUGAAACACUCAGAAAUCUUCAGAGAGGAAUUGCACAUCUUAAGCAAAGCGUAGCUCACUUAAAUGUGUAUGGAUAUAGUUCCUUGUCUCUCGAAGUUCCUACUGGAGCCUCAACUUUUGAAACAUUUGCAAAGUUGCUUGCCACAUUAUCUUCUCUCAAGGAAGUUCAGUCUGCUCUUUCCCAUGGUUUGUCAAGUUCCAACAAGCAAAGACAGGAGCCGAACAAGUCCGUGUGGAAUUUGAACUCCUCAAGUUCCAGCACCUUGCUGAACAGCUAUCAAACACAGCCAACAUCGUGGAACAAUAGUUAUUAUAAUGUACCAAAUCGAGAUCCAAGCUACAUGGUGGAGUUUUCUGAUGUGAGAAAGGAUAAAAACUCUACUGAUGGUUGGAAUUUGGUUGAGCAUCCUCAUUCUUCACAUCAACUCUAUCAUCCCAACAAGCAGUAUUGAUCAUCAUCUCAAGGUCAACUGCAGUUGUGAGUUGGUGACCUGUCUAAUGGAGUUUGAUUAAUACAACUACAACAAUGAAGGUCAUGUGCAUUUGUGACGUGAGAAUAUCCUCCACCUUGUUUGGGCUUUAAAAGGAAGGGACAACACAAUAUCAAUUACAUAUAUAUAAUAUAUAUAUAAAUAAAACAAAGUUACUUAUUCUUAUUCAGUCAUCCAACAAAAAAAAAAAAAAAUCAGCUCCUUUUUAAUAAUACCACACAAUGGGAACAAAAGCAAUGAUAAGAGAAACCCCAUCACCUUCCUUUGCUUUUGAACUUAUUCAUAAUUGGCAAAAACGAAAAUUUUCAUAUAAACUUUUUUCUUCAUUUUA
Molecule: messenger RNA, 2051 nt
Organism: Capsella rubella
Lineage: Eukaryota; Viridiplantae; Streptophyta; Magnoliopsida; Brassicales; Brassicaceae
Exons: 14
Coding region: 296-1681 (461 amino acids)
Biological process (GO): SNARE complex assembly
Cellular component (GO): endosome; lytic vacuole
Molecular function (GO): SNARE binding
Source: RefSeq, a predicted model, not a curated record